AUGAACAGCAUUUACAUUAUUAUACUUGGGAUGAUCUUGUUCGAGUAUGUCGACUGUAAAAAACAACUGCCUUCAUUUGUGGAACAAUGUUACUAUGAUCAAACUUUAAAUGAUUGUAUCAUAAGAAAUAUAAAUAAAUUAAAACCGAAGGUUAAGAACGGAAUCCCAGAACUUGGAAUUCCUUCGCUAAAUCCUUUAAAAGCACCAGGAGCUACUCUAGUGUCAGACGGAAAUAUGAAGCUCGUAUUGAGAAAUCUAAAUAUAUAUAAUAUCUACCAAUUCGAUUUAAUAGAUUUUAAGCAUUAUCGUAAUAACCUCACUGACUUUUUUGAGUAUUACCUUCCCGAAAUUCAAUUGAGAUCGGAUUACAUCUUACAAGGACAAUUUUUAUUGUUCAAUUUGGACAGCAGCGGUAAAAGCUUAAUAACCCUUGCUGGUGUACAUGCCAAACAUUUAGUAAAACUACAAAAAAUAAUGAAACAUGGAGAGGAACACCUUAAAAUUAAUAAAACUGAAACAACAAUAGAAGUUAAUGAUAUGCAUGUCCAAUUGGAUGAUCUGUUCAAAAAUAAUCCAGAAUUAUCUGAUAGUGCCAAUAAACUGGUGUCAGAAAAUGCAAAAUCUUUAUUACCAGAUUUAGAAAUGGUGCCGAAAAUGUUUGGAGAAAUUGUAGGCAACCUCGUAGAGAAAGUCUACAAUAAAUUUUCUGUUAAUGAACUUUUACCUGUAAGGCCUCAUUAG
Molecule: messenger RNA, 741 nt
Organism: Diabrotica balteata
Lineage: Eukaryota; Metazoa; Arthropoda; Insecta; Coleoptera; Chrysomelidae
Source: the annotation of a GenBank genome assembly